AUGACAACAUCGUAUUUUAGCGGAGCAGUUCUAUUUCUAACGGUAUGGAUAGUAUAUGCGUGGGUAAAGAAUGAAGUGAAUUGGAUGAGAUUGAGGAGGUUUGGGAGGAAGAAUGGAUGUGAAGAGCCAAAGGUGUUGAAAAAUAGAUUGCCUGGAGGGAUAGAAAGAUACUGGGGGAUGCUCAAAUUUAAGAAGGGUAUGGACAUCCUCGAAGACCACGUCCACGCACGCUAUCUCAAAAUGGGCGUCGGCACCUACCGAAUCUUCAACCCCUUCCACUCCCUAGUAGCAACCUCCGACCCCGAAAACAUGCAAGCGAUUCUCGCCACCAACUUUACCAAUUUCGAGCUCGGCCCCAGCCGAAGCCAAAACAUGUUUGAAUUACUCGGCCACGGCAUUUUCACCGCGGACGGCGAAGCAUGGGCGCACUAUCGUCAACAACUCAAGCCUCAAUUCUCCAGAGAUCAAAUAAGUGAUCUAGAAGCCGCAAAUCAUCAUCUCCAGAUUCUCUAUCGAGCACUUCCCCAAAAAAGUUCAGAAGAGGUAGAUCUUCUUCCUCUUCUACUACGUUUCACAAUGGAUGUUAGCACAGAAUUCCUCUUUGGAAAAUCAGUCAAUAGUCAAACGACCGCUCUGCAAUCCAUUGACUCGGGCAACGACACAGAAUUGCAAGCUGAGGAGAAAUUCGUACAAGCAAUGUCUUAUUCCCAAGACUACAUUAUCUUCCGCGUGCGACUCUUCAAAUUCUGGUGGCUGGCGCGCUCUCAGAAGUUUCUAGAUGCGUGCCAGAUCUGUAAAGAUUAUUCCGCAGAUUUCGUGCAGAGGGCUCUUUCAUCUACUUCUCCCAAACCCUCUCCAUUUGCAUCUACACCUCCAUCCCCUAAACCUUCCUCACCCAAAGCCAACCCCGAGGAAAAAGAAAAAUACAUCCUCCUCAACGCACUCACCACCCAAACCCGCAAUCCCACCGAACUCCGCGAUCAAAUGCUCCACCUCCUCCUCGCCGGCCGCGACACCACCGCUGCACUCCUCGCUUGGACACUUCUCCUCCUCUCCCGCAAUCCCACACGCUACACCAAAUAUCGUUCUAUAAUCCUCUCUCACUUUGGCCCUCUAUCUUCCUCCUCCCCUCUCUCUUUCACCACCCUCAAAGCCUGUAAACCACUAACCCACAUUCUCUACGAAACGCUCCGGCUCUAUCCCCUCGUACCUAUGAAUUCGCGCGUCGCGAUCCGGGAUACCGUGUUACCGGUUGGUGGGGGCAGUGAUGGGAAAAAACCGAUAGUGGUUAGGAGGGGUGAGAGGGUUACUUAUAAACAAUACGCACUCAACGAAGCCAGUUUUGUGAUCGCGCGUUUCCUUCAAAAAUUCGAAAGAAUCGAAGCGGUUGAUAUGAGUGGAGAAGAUGGGAUGUUGGGGAAGAAACUGAGUUUGACUAUGUCGCCUCAUGAGGUGAAGGUUAGAUUGUUUGCUGCUGGGGAGUAG
Botrytis fragariae is the source of this 1485-nucleotide messenger RNA. RefSeq names its product putative cytochrome p450 family protein. The transcript has 3 exons. Gene Ontology annotation, molecular function: oxidoreductase activity, acting on paired donors, with incorporation or reduction of molecular oxygen, reduced flavin or flavoprotein as one donor, and incorporation of one atom of oxygen; iron ion binding; heme binding. NCBI's taxonomy places the organism in Eukaryota, Fungi, Ascomycota, Leotiomycetes, Helotiales, Sclerotiniaceae. Bases 1 to 1485 code for a protein of 494 amino acids. The record is from RefSeq and is a predicted model, not a curated record.